AUGGUGGUAAUUGUCACGGUUGAUAAUGCUAAAUCCAAUGAUGUGGCUCUUGAUUAUUUGAAGAAGAAGUUGGAGAUGAAGGAUGGUUGUAUGUUGGGUGGCCAGUUCUUGCACAUGAGAUGUGCUACUCAUAUAUUGAAUCUCAUUGUGCAAGAGCGAUUGAAAGGCAUUCAUAGCUCAAUUGUUAAGGUGAGGAAUGCAGUGCAGUAUGUUAAAUUAUCUCCAAAAAGAAUGGAUAGGUUCAAGGAAGCUGUAGAGGAUGAAAAAAUCCAAUUUAAGAGUUUGUUAUCUCUUAAUGUCCCUAAUAGAUGGAAUUCCACAUAUCUUAUGUUAGAGGUAGCCGAGAAGUUUGAAACAGUCUUUGAUAGGAUGCAUGAAGAGGAUGUGGAAUUUAGUUCUUACUUUAUGGAGGUAGAUGGAAAUGGGAAACAGAAACACAUAGGUCCUCCCAAGGGUGAGGAUUGGGUGAAUGUCAGAAUGUUUUGUAAUUUUCUCCGGCUUUUUUAUGAGGUAACUCUACGUUUUUCUGGUUCUUUAUUUGUCACUUCAAAUACUUAUUUUUGGGAGCUAGUGGGAAUUCAAAAUGAAUUGCAUAGAUUGUGUGGCAUUGUUGGUGAUCCUCUCUUAAAAGAAAUGACACAAUCUAUGAAGGAAAAAUAUGAGAAGUAUUGGGGAGACAUUGAAAAUAUGAAUUUGAUGAUGUUUAUUGCCGUGGUUCUUAACUCAAGAUAUAAGAUUAAAUAUUUGAAAUACUGGUUUAAUAAGUGGUAUUCAAAAAAGAAGGCAGAGUUUUCUUUAAAAUUGGUAAGGGAUGCUUUAGAUAAGUUGUAUGCCCACUAUGCAAAGGGUACUGAAUUAUCUAGUGCUAGUGGCAAUAGGCAGGUCACUAAUGUUGGUUCUUCAACAGAAUCAAGUGCUAGUUUUCCAUAUGAUCCAUGGAAGAUUGCUUCACAUGAGUUCGAUGAACACAAAGCUACAAAAGAUGAUAAUGAAUGCACUACCGAUGUGGACAAAUAUCUUAAUGAAUCUAGUGAAAAAAAUAGGGAGAGUUUUGAUAUUUUGGCUUGCUGGAAGGUGAAUUCAACUAGAUAUGUAAUCCUUUUGGGGUAG
Molecule: messenger RNA, 1110 nt
Organism: Quercus robur (English oak)
Lineage: Eukaryota; Viridiplantae; Streptophyta; Magnoliopsida; Fagales; Fagaceae
Product: zinc finger BED domain-containing protein RICESLEEPER 2-like
Exons: 1
Coding region: 1-1110 (369 amino acids)
Molecular function (GO): DNA binding
Source: RefSeq, a predicted model, not a curated record